Molecule: messenger RNA, 706 nt
Organism: Cimex lectularius (bed bug)
Lineage: Eukaryota; Metazoa; Arthropoda; Insecta; Hemiptera; Cimicidae
Exons: 4
Coding region: 86-688 (200 amino acids)
Source: RefSeq, a predicted model, not a curated record
CGGGUUGGCAAAUAUGUCCAUCCCGGCUGGCAUGAUGUCAGGACCUUGCCGAUUGACGUCUGACCAAGGGUCCAACAAACUCUGAAUGAGCCAGUGUCACGAUUGGCCCCGAAUGAAAAUGAACGAGUGCUGGAAUCUGGAUAUGAUCAUCGAUGCCUUCAAGAAAGGAGAUGUACACGAAACGAUAGAGUUGCAUUCACUCUCCAAUUCUACUUACUUACUCUGGCCCAAGCCGAAGAUGGAAGACUUCGAUUUUUUGAAGGAUGCCCUCAACGACCUCGAAGUGGUCGAGGUACUCAGUAUAGGUGCUGGUAGCGGGCUGUUCGAGUGGGCCUUGGAAAAAAUUUCAGGCAUACCAGUACUGGCGGUGGAGUUGGACAGGAUCUACUGGAAGAACACCCCGCGACCCAAUUUCAAAGCGCACAUCUUUGCCGAUGAAGAACUCCUCCGUUGCCGCCUGGAAUCUGGGAACGCCGCUUUACUUUUCUCAUAUUUCAACGAUUAUAAGCAUUUCCUAAGAUACCUAAGCCUUUUCACCGGGAGUGUCCUCAUCCUCAUAGGGCCUGAGUGCCAUGGGAGGUACUCAAUGCCGACCCCGUUUGACUCGAACAUACCGAAAGAAUGGAAACUGUGGUGCUCAAAGGAAAUCUCGUCCACAAAAGAUUUCAUAACAGUGUACACAAAAUAAAUACAAUUUUCCAAACUG